AAUCACCAAGCCUUACCACCAUGUUCGACAUACAAAAGGAUGACGGACCAAAUCCGAAAACCUACUUCACACACAGCCUGCUGCCAGGAUACAUUGACCCACAGAAUCUCCCGACGAAGAAGAAGCCGUUCUCGACUUUCAAUGCGCAGCGGUUUUCCCAUACGUUGGAUUUAAUACUUCCCGAAGAGCUCUACGAGCUUGUGCAGACUCAAUUGGAUGUCGGAGAUGGGGCGAGUAGGUUGCGGUAUGCGAAGGUAUAUAUGAAGCUGGGGGAGCUGUUGGAGGGCCCUUUUUUUACGGAAUAUAUCAAGAAAGGGAAUAUUAUGAUGCUCUCGGAAGGCCGACCCCUCGUCGACAACGUAUUCUCGCUCUACGAAGGCGUUCUAAGGAUCGAACUCGAUAGGCCGACGUACGAACGUUGCGGUCUGCAAGGUACACCAAUAGAGGAUGGUGGAAAGAAACAUCAGAAAGCCCGGUGGGUGGUCGAGUUCAAUCUCCGCGCUUCCAACAUGGUGCACGGAAAGAAGCUCUUCUCUCGCCUUGAAUGGGCCUGCAAGAACGUUUUGAACCAAAGCCUUACCUGGCUCUUCUACAACUUCAACCCCUCGAGCAAUGAAUCUCUCCCUGAAGGUCGAGAACCGAUCUCGCCGCACCAUCCCUUCGUUUACACAGUCCCUCCAGCAAUAGCCACGCUUCAUAACGUUGUAAUGCCGAAUAUCGUGGUAGCUAGUCUUCCAGAUCUGUACGAACAAGAAGACUCACUUGCGCUACUAGAGUGGCUGCAUUUGGUUACUUUAGGCUCACCCCGAAUCAGAAGCGGAGACCGGAUUGAUUCCUUCCUCAGCCGAUACGAAGUUCCUAAUUUCAAUGGUCUUUCUCCGAGAAACAUGAUUCGUAUGAGGUGGAAGGGUUUCAUACCCCCUCAAUUUGUGCGAGAGCUGUUUCUGCUCAUACGGAAACAUGGGUUAAAGAGCACAAGAGGAGAAGGUAAGGAAGAGAGGGAGAUAGGGAGCCAAGAAGAGUGCCGGUGGUUUGCGCUGACGGCGAAGGCAUUUGGUGGGUAUGGUGGUUGUUACACUAUCAUGCAGUUUGCCGGGCGAGAGACUUUGACAUGGGAGUGCGAUUGAGAUGCG
Messenger RNA from Lindgomyces ingoldianus, 1133 nucleotides. RefSeq lists its product as uncharacterized. Gene Ontology annotation, cellular component: multimeric ribonuclease P complex; ribonuclease MRP complex. The transcript is spliced from 4 exons. The record is from RefSeq and is a predicted model, not a curated record. Gene Ontology annotation, molecular function: ribonuclease P activity; ribonuclease MRP activity. Gene Ontology annotation, biological process: endonucleolytic cleavage in ITS1 to separate SSU-rRNA from 5.8S rRNA and LSU-rRNA from tricistronic rRNA transcript (SSU-rRNA, 5.8S rRNA, LSU-rRNA); tRNA 3'-end processing; tRNA 5'-leader removal. NCBI's taxonomy places the organism in Eukaryota, Fungi, Ascomycota, Dothideomycetes, Pleosporales, Lindgomycetaceae. Bases 21 to 1127 code for a protein of 368 amino acids.